AUGGCUGGUAAACCACCGUCCAGAUUGGGAGGAAAGAAGGAUUUAACAACAGAAAUACUAACCUUUCUGCUAGCACGUUUUGCGAAAAUCCAUCGUUCGGCGGAGGAGCGAUUCAACGCGUUGAGAGGUGAAGGACACACACUUGAAGUCUUGGAAUAUCGAUUUCAAAAAGAAUUACAACUUCAUGCGAACCUUCGUACCAAUGCCGCACAAAUCUCCAAAGCUAUUUUAAACCUUGUUCAACAUGCUCGAGCGACUGAAUUCCGUAGGGCUGAUGACUUACCCACUUCGGGCGACUUACAAUUGCCUCCACCAAAGAUCCGAUCCACAAGAGCUAGGGCAUCUCUAGCGACGAAUUCUAAGCCCAAACUGAUUGUCAAAUUGAAGGUCAAGAAUGGUUGCUUCGAGCCGACAGUGGUACAAUAUCCUUCUACUAGUGCCUCCUCGCACACGCCGACAGGAUACUUGAAGUGGCAGAUUCGCAAAUCUGGAGCGCCAGUGUCAGCUGAAAUCCCUACGGUUGUAUGUCCCGAGACUUUGGAGUAUAAGGGUUAUCAUCUAGAUCGAAAUCAGUUGUAUUAUAAUGCGCUUGCGCGUAGGGCGGGUACCAAGGAAGUCAUCAAGACACGAAUCAACGAUGCUAUGAAGCAGGGCGCAGAUAAGGAGGAGGCAACUAGAAGAGCACAUUCAUAUGCGGAGUCUCGAAUUUGCAUAUUGAUUGCAAAUUACGAAAUCCGAGAAGAAGCAGAAGAAUCGGAAGAGGAAUGA
This is a messenger RNA of Botrytis porri, 768 nucleotides long. RefSeq lists its product as uncharacterized. NCBI's taxonomy places the organism in Eukaryota, Fungi, Ascomycota, Leotiomycetes, Helotiales, Sclerotiniaceae. The transcript has a single exon. The coding region runs from base 1 to 768 and encodes 255 amino acids. The record is from RefSeq and is a predicted model, not a curated record.